Ruditapes philippinarum (Manila clam) is the source of this 1498-nucleotide messenger RNA. RefSeq names its product cysteine and glycine-rich protein 2-like. The transcript is spliced from 6 exons. Gene Ontology annotation, cellular component: cytoplasm. Gene Ontology annotation, biological process: actin cytoskeleton organization. The coding region runs from base 171 to 740 and encodes 189 amino acids. The record is from RefSeq and is a predicted model, not a curated record. Lineage: Eukaryota; Metazoa; Mollusca; Bivalvia; Venerida; Veneridae.
AAUUGAAGCUAUCAUAGCAUAUCUACACAAUAUAAAUUCACCGUUCGUUCGUCGUUAUUUCACAGGUAGGAAGAGGGUAAAGUAGCGCGCGUUCGAAACUUGCGAUCAAAAAAAAUCACUUAGACGCUUUUGGAGUAACUAAUUAGACGUUUCAUUGAAGGAGGCUCAAAAUGCCAUUCAAACCUCCAGAGCAGGCUAAAUGCCCGUUAUGCGGAAAGUCGGUAUACGCCGCAGAAGAAAGACUUGCCGGUGGGAAGAAAUGGCACAAAUUCUGUUUUAAAUGUGGUCUUUGCAGCAAAAUGUUGGACAGCACGACCUGUGCAGAACACGAGGGUAUGAUUUACUGUAAGGGCUGUCACGGAAAGAAGUUCGGACCCAAGGGGUACGGGUUUGGUCAAGGUGCUGGGGCCCUCAGCAUGGAGACCGGAGAGCAAUUUGGAAAUACUAGCAGCGGCAUGUCUAACCGGCCAAAUGAGGGUCAUGUUGGGGGAUCAUGUGGAGGACCUAACGCAUGUGGGCGAUGUGGUCGAACAGUUUACGAAAUGGAGAAAGCUAAUGGAAUGUCAGACCCUUGGCAUAAAUCAUGCUGUAGCUGUAAGGUGUGCAAUAAGAAGUUAGACCCUAGUGCACUAAACCGGCACGAGAAAGAAAUAUACUGUAAAGGAUGUUACGCAAAGAAUUUCGGCACUUCCGGUUACGGUUUUGGAAUGGGCGCUGGGUGUUUGUCAACCGGAACUUAGAAAGUUCAAUACAAGAUUGCCGUCUGCAGAUAUGUUGUGAAUUUGCUUUCGUAUGAGCACGUGCAAAUAGUGCUGUAUGAAUAUCAAACAAAUAAUGAAUUAUAUCCUAACUUAUUGAUAAGAGCGUGGCAAGAUAUCGAACAGUCUUGUUUUCAGUUAGUGCUUAAAAUCAGUAUAUAUUGUGAGCUUUUUAUGUCUUUGUAUAUUUGCGAUUAAUGGACUUUAAAUAUAAUGUGUAGAACGUUUUAUUAGCGUUGUAUGACUUUGAAUUGCCUUUUGCGAAAAUAGAAAUUUUACUUCGUGUUGUAGCGAAGGUUACACUUUUAUAAAUAUCUUAUGAUUUGAAUGGUUCAUGCUUAAAACAUAGAAAUAUAUGCUUCAUCUGAGUCAUCUAAACGCUUAUAAGUGCAUAUACAGACUUGCAAAACACGAAAAGUGUAAAAACAAUACGGAAAGGGUAAUUAAAAAUUUUCAUUGAUUAAAAAGACCCAGACGAAUUAUUACACUAUUUUCUAUUAAAUAUAAAGUAUGCACAUUAUUUACUUAAACUUAUAUUAAGUUUUAUAAACAUUGCUGAAAUAAAUAAUGUCAUUUGCUUAAAUUAUAUCUUACAUUUUAUCAUUAAGAAUUUAAAAAUGCACGAAUUUUACGCGGUUGUCAUUCAUUAAAUAGAGCUUUUGUCUAGUUAUGUAUACAUUUAUUUAUAGUAACUGUUGCAUUUUGUAAAUAAAUUGCUGAAUAAAUUUGCUUUCACUAUU